CUGACCUCAAGUGAUCUGCUGGCCUUGGCUUCCCAAAGUGCUGAGAUUACAGGUGUGGGCUACCACGCCCAGCCUCCCACCCUUUUUGAACCACUUAGAAAGGCAAGAGACCCCUUAGAACUGAGAGCUGCUUAGAACUCCUAUCCCACAUGGGAAUACCUUGAAAAGAGAAGCAUGAAAUGAGGAGGGGUUAACAUUUAGAAACCACCUUGUGUGUGCCUUCUGCAAGGUACACUAGAUGAGGCAGUUUACAUACGUUAUCUUGUACGAUUUUCACAGCAACACUGUGAUGGGGAGUGAUGAUCGUCCUCACUUUAGGGUUAAAAGAAACCGAUGCUCAGACAGAGUGGCUGAUCUGCUCAAGAAAGCAAGACAGCAUUGGAGUUAAAAACUCGGGUCUACCUGACCCGACUGUGGGUUCUUUCCACUAUGUGGCUACUAGUUCUCAGGCCUGGCUGAGCAUGAGAAUCACCUGGGAUCUUUUCAAAACACUGACGUCUGGACUUUUCCCCAGGCUAACCAAAGGAGGCUGUCUGGGGAAGGAACCCGAGUAUCAGUGACCUACCUGUAGGUCACUGUAAUGCACUGCUAGGGCUGAGAGCCACUGGCUAGAGCGUGCUGACAGCAGAGGUUCAAGGGUCUGCUCUCCUGAAGGUGUCCCCAUCCAUGCCUGGUCAAGCUGGAACCUUGCUCACAGGAAGGUGAGCCCCCUUCUCCAUCCUCGCCCCUGUGGGACUGGUGUGUCCGAAGCCAUUGCACUGGACCUGGGCCGAGACCUCUUGCUAUCUUGCAUCAUAGGCUGCCUGUAAAUUGGCAGCUGGCUUGUUUUCUUUUAGGCCCCAGUUGUAGUGACCUUUGACUGUCUGUUUAUUUCAGGGAAAUAAUUCCAUCCUGCGAAAUCAAUUCCCUGGGGGCUACAGAAGUACAUUUGGAGGGACUUCUGUUAGUGGGGUGACCUGAAAUGGCUUCUCAGAAGAGACGACAGCUGCUGUUUUUCUCCCAGCCCCCUUCUCACUUUGCCCCCGACAUUAUUCUCUGAGUCUCAGAUUUUGAAGUUCUCAUUGUGGUGUUUGUAUUUGAACACACCUCUGCAUAAAGUCUGUUUGUUAUUAUUAUACUAAUAAAGAUGAUAAGAACAGCCAGUGUUUUUGGAGCAUAUACUGGAUGUUGGGCACAAUAUUGGGCAUUUUCUGUAUGACAUCUCACAUCACUUUGCCUUUUCUUGGCAAUGAUGAGGGCAAAUCUAAGUCUGAAAUUGGACUUCUUAUCCUUAGCAGAGGGCCAGUUGCAGUGGUGCUGUAAGUUUCUGGUCGUGUUGGAGGCCGUGGUCUGUAGAGACUGCCGUACUGGAAGCGGUAGACUUGGCUGAGAUGAGGGUGGGUAGUUGGCUCAUUGUGUGGACCGGUGUGGGAAGAGCGGAGAGUAGCCCAACAGCCUCUAGUGUUCAGCCUGCCGUGAGCCUCAGUCAACGGAAUGGAGAAUGCUGGUUAAUUGGAUGCUUUGGUUAAGUGGAAAUACUAAUAAGUUAUAAUAGAGUGCUCUAAAUAUGUAUUUUCUCCAGACAAUUGAAGCUCACCCAUUUAAGAGCCAAUCCUCUUAAACAUUGCAGGCAUUUAGGAACUCUUUUUCAUCGGGAUGCACACUUUCUUGCCUUCUUAAAACAAAGCUCUUUGAAGGUAAUUAAAACCUUUUCUUGAUGAGUUUGAGAAAAUUCUCCUCGAUGGUCCUCUGUACUGUGUUUUGGAGUUCUCAUGUCUACUAUUUAUAGUUUGUGUCUGUCAUCUCCCUCAUUAACUUUCAUUCCUCUUUGUGACCUUUUUAAAAAAUAAAAUUCUUCUUUUCCCUUAGCGAAAAUAGUGCAUGCUCAAUACUGAAAACUCACCAGAUACAGAAAAGUUAAAGAUUAAGGGGAAAGUGAGUUGUCAUGUCUUGCUUCUGUCAGUGAGGCUGUGUCUCUCAGCUUUCUAAUUCCAUUUUUUUCCAGCUUCCCUACAGAUUUUCUGUGACUAAGCUUUCCUCGUAAUUGUGUUAGUGGGAAAGCUAUGGGUGACCAUCUGCAGGGGCUCUGUGUGUGGAAUCCAUGGCAUUUCUUUGAGUGGCGUUUCUAAGGGCUUAUUUCCCUUCCCCAAAGUCUUCAGGGCUGAAUAGCACUCCAGGCAUGAAGUUGUGUUUUCUGGGUAACAGGAUGAGCUGCCUUGGGGUAAAUAAGGCUGGUUGGGGUCACUCAGUUAGGAUGUGGCUGAACUGGGUCUCUUGACUCAAGGUCAAGUGCAUUCCCUAUUUUGCUACCUCUUUCUUGUGUUUUACACUACAGGUUAAGGGAUAGUGGUUUUGGCAUAAAGAAGCUAUUGCUAUAUUUGGAUAAUUAAAACCAGGAAAAACCUACCUGUAUCUCAAUCAUCUAUGUUGCUCAGGUGACAGAUUUUUAGAUUUCUUUUUUGAGGCAGUAAGAAGUAGAAUUUAGUCCCCUCGUUAGCAUGCGAGACCCAGUCUCUGUUGGAACAUCAGUCUUAGAUUAAUACUGAGAUGGACUCAGAAACACACUUGAAAGCAACUUGCAUUAUUAUCCUUACAUAGCUUACAUUUUAUGACCUGCUUAAAGAUGCAAGGAGCAUAAAUCUUGGGAAGGACGGUCUUAUUUACUUGUUCGUCUUUUCCACAGAUGGGAUGCUCACAUUAGAGCCGGGCUGGCUUCAGAUGUCUGCUCCAGGAUAUUUUAGCUGAACUGUAUGAGUCCAUUAAACAAAUGUAAAAGUUUUUGGGAAAGAAGAGCAGUGUCUCAAACCAAAUGUUUUACAUGGAGAACAUCUGGGGAAUAUUGGUAUUUGUGUGUACAGUACAUCAGAAAGCAGCUUGGCGGGGUUCCGCAGGGAUGUUUCUGGCCUGUGGUUGCUGGAUUUGACAGUUUUGUUGUAAGGGAAUGGUUCUUAUAAAGUAUUGCCAUCAAAGCAACGCUUGAUCCAGGAAGGAGUGUCCUUGCUUAGCCGCACAUUCAAAUUGUUCUGAUUAGCUCUCCGACCAGACCUUCCAUGACAUUUGAGCAAUCCGCUAUCUGAGCUAGUUUCCCCCCCAAGGCUUUACACUCCAGAGAAAGGAAGCAUCUCAAUGCCAGGGCUAAGAGUGUUUUCUUCCUUAGCACACAUUUCCAUAGAUUUGACAAAUGUGGAAACAGGUGUGGUCCAGUGGAAGCAGCAUUGGCCAUCGGAUCUAAGUACCUGGGUUGAAACUUGGGUGGGGCCUUCAUGACCUGUGGAAACUUGGGGAGUUCUUUUCGAUUUCUGUUUUCCUCUCCUGCAAAAUUUCUAGCCUGUCUUAUGGGGUGGUGGUGGGGGGAAUAAAAGAAAGUGGGAUGACAUCGUAUCUACAAGUGGGAGGUCAUUCAUGCAACAUGGCAUUGCCUCCGUGGAUCUGUGGUCUUAGCCACAAGUACAGAGGCCACUUGGACCAGAGUGGAAUCUGGGUAGAUUGCCCGACUUCAGCAACUUGUAGAUAUUGGGCCAAGUUGGUGGUAGUGGGUGGAUGUGUAAGAAAGGAAUAAUUCUUAUACAAAUUAAGACUUACGAUAGUCAUCGUUUUUGUUAAAAUUAAGCUCAACAAAUAUUUAUUGGAAUUCUACUACUAUAGAGCCAGAUCCUUUCCUAGAUAUUGAGGACACAGAGGGGAACACGGCAGUUCCUGGCUUGCAGUCUCUGCUUGCUAUGUCUGGGGCAUUGACAAUUAAUGACUUUCCCUUUUGUUAAGCUGUCAUUAUGUAGCAUGGACAGUGACAGGUAAAUAUUUUGUAGGUGUGAACAUUUUUUGGCAGAGAAUGCGGCUGCACUUCCUGCACCUUUGUGCAAAGUAGGUCAGUGUUAUCCUUAAUGAAUCCCUCCCCCGAAACGGGACAAAGCUCCACAAUAAUUUAAUAUUGCAUUUUGUGGUGUUUGAGGAAGUUAUUAUAAAAAUGACAUCUACGUGGGUCCUGAAGACUGCAUUUCAACUAGCACCAGUCAAGUGAAAUAGGCCCACUUUAUGGAGGAGAUGACUGAGUGUAAGGCACGCAGUACGAGAAAGCGACAGCAGCGACAAUGCCUUGGCUCUUUCUGGAAACAGGAAAAUCAAUAGCUGAGCAAAGUGAGACUCGGUUUUCUGGUUUGAAUUGAUUCUUAUUUAGGAGUGAGAGAAAGACACAGGGAUAGAAAUGAGGGAGCCAUGCAUGGAAUGACUUCUCAGGAGGCCCCAUCUCUGUGUAUACACAUCAUGUGCCUGUGGGCUCCCAAAAGAACACUUUGCUGGGACGGUUCUUGAAACCUUAGAAAGAGCAUCUCCAGGGCCAGCUCUAGAGUCAUAUGCCUGCCUGUUGGCAUGGGAGAGGGUGAAGUAUCUUGGUCUCUUUCGAAAGGCAUCUGGGAGGUAGGGAUAGUCCCCACAGUGAAGUCAGGGUGUUCCUACCAAAAGGAGGGUGAAUAGGGGCUGGGUGGGGAGGACCCCCUGUGACUACUGGCCUCUCCCAUUGGAUGGUAGGCAACUUGAAGGGUAGGUCUAGGUCAUGUUCUCUAGGACUGGAUCAAUGCCUUAUCCAGAACAGAUUUUCCAAAAUUGCUUGCUGUGGAGUUGACUCAUUCCCACAUCGUUUUAGGGACAUGCCUCCCAGCCCCUCCCAUACAAUUCUGCCUUUUGCCCACCUGGUCCCACAGAAAGCAGCAGGAACACUGAUUGAUAGGUGUGCUUUUGAAGAUGGAAAUGGUUUAAAUAUUAGCUAACAAAAGGACUUCUGGUGGAGACAAGGCAGUGUGGCCUUGAUGGGGCCUUCAUGUCCAGAGGUUCUGAUUCAGUACGUAUUUAUGUAACACCAGAGGGGUUGGGGAUGAUAGUAAUGUGCCAGGCACUGUGCUGAUUGCUUUGUCAGUGUGCUUCAGAGGUUAAGAGUAUGGUCUUUCGGCAUAUGGAGACCCAGAUCUCCUAUUUAUUUAUGUGCCUUAGGGCAUGUUACUUAACUUCCCUCAGACUCAGGUUAUAUUCAUUGAGAAGGCAGAAAUAAUAAUGUUUUUGUAAGAAUUUAACGAGUGAGAGGUUGAGAGGCUUAACAGAAAGGUACUGAGGGCCUGGCACAUAGUGAGGGCUUGAUAACUGGUAGUUAUUAUGAUUGCUAGCUGUGAUUGUGAAUCACCCCCAACCCCUCUGGAGUGGGCACUGUUAUUAUCUCCAUUUGGAAGAUGAGGACGUUCAGGCUCAGUGAUUUUGGGACAAGAAGGGAUUCCACAUUUGAAAGGUGAGCAAGUAAAAGAAGGCUCAGGGGCAGGUGGCUGGGGUUUAGGUUGACCAGAAUGAUCAGAUGCCCCACUAUGGUUUUCUGUUUGUCAAGGGUCCUUCUUAAUACUUGGGUUCCUGCUUUUUUGUAUAUACCAUACAUUAGGUGCAUGCUCGGUACGGGAGAUGCCAUGGUGCAUAAAACAGAAAUGGUUUUCGUGCAAAUGAAGCACGAAAUGAGCAAUGGUGAGCAAGGUUAUAAAAGGGGACCCAUAUCUGCAAAGGGGUCGUUGCAGGGGAUGGGCCAUGCCUGCAGCAGAUGGAUGCAGAGGAGUUGGUCAACUGAAAAUGUUAAUGGCAAGGACAGGGUGUGGAGGAUCCUGGCAGAGAAAAUGGCAGGUGCAUGUCUAGGGGCAUGAGCACACUUCCCAACCCAGGGCACAACUUGGGUCUCUGAGAUGACCACAGACCCCUGCCUCAGCCUCCUUGAGGGUAGGAACUGAUAGUUGAGUACUGGGCGAGGCUCAUCCCCGUGCUGGGAUGGCAGGAAAUGCUCGCUGGGGUCGAGCACACGCCUCUGAGCUCAGCCUGCGGUUUCUUGGGGCUGUGCAUUUGCAAUGAGCAAGAGCAUCCCAGCAGGCAGGCUUGUGGAGCACUAAUGAGGGAGAUGACAAGCCUCCCGACGGAUCUUGCAAUGGGCUGCGGAGCAGGGACCAGCCUGUUAACUCUAGGAAUAAUGGACAAUGAGAGCUUCUCUUGGAAGAAAAAGAUGCUUGUGAGGAGAUAAUGAGAGAGGCCUCAGGGGCUCCUGAGUGCUUUCCAGAGGCUUUGGGGGACAGACAGCAGCCUGCACCGUUGCUCCCACCCUAUCCAAUAGGUCUUAUACAUCCUGAUUGCUCUAAAUCAGUUUUCUAUACAGAAGAGAUUCUGUCUGGAUAAAAAUAACUUCUGCAGAAUCUUCUCUUUCACUUUUUUAUAAAACCAUUCAUGAUUAAAGUAUGAAAUAAGAUAGAAAAUCAUGCCUCUUUUUUGCUUGUUGUAUUUUACCAUAUUAAGAAAUGAAGAAAAGUUUUUUUGGUUCUGCUCACCUGGAUCAGCUGAACUCAACUGACUAAUUUCCUUUCCCUUUGGAAAACUAAUUUUGCUUCUUAGGUCUCUGUGUUCCUAGCUCAUUGUCCCCAAGGUUAGGGAUUCAGUAGUGGCCUGAAGUUAUUUAAAAGCAAUGUUUGCAAUGAAUUAAGAAAUAAUGGGAUGGAAACUUCCCAAGUAUGCGUAUUCAUGGGUGAUAUUAAAUCAGUCUUCAGAAAUUGGAGGAAGGUUUGGAUAGAACUGAACUGAAAACAGCGUCUCUGGAAUAGCUAUGUGAAGACAGACAAUAGUUGGAGGUGAAAUGUACCAUGCUGCAACACAAGUCAUGAUUUGUCAGCACCCUGAAGAGUAUCUGCCACUCCCAUCUGGGUUUAUUAAUGAUGCAACAGUUCUGGGGACUUGGCUGUGACUGGGGCCAGCCUCCCAUGUAAAUGUUGAAUUUUGUUGUGGCAGUUUCAGCCCUGCUGCUCACUGUGGCUUUGUAUUUGGUUAGGAAGGACCCCUUGCUCAGAGUGUUUAUCCCUCCUGGAGUGGGAAUCAGGACUCUCUUGUUGCAAUUCCAGUGCUACCGAUAACUUCAUGAACUGGGGGCCUGUAUGUACUUUAACCUCCCUGGGACUCAGUUUCCCAAUCUGUAACAUGAGGAGAUUUGGCGUAGAACAUUCUAAGUCCUUACAGCUCUAACAUCCACUGAUGAUAACAGUGCUCAUUUUGGCUUCUGCCAUAGGUACUAUUUGCCUUCUCUGCCAUCCAUCAUAUACACAAUCUGCCAUGUUGCUACGGCAACCUUGUGAGGUUGGUACCAUCAUCGUCCUCAUUUGCAGGUGAGGAAACUGAGCCGGUGGCGUAAUCAUCCAAGUCCCUCUGCUUAUAGGAGUCGCCUUGGCUGAGUUGCUGUGACUGACGACGAGCCCAAGGUGCAGAUGCUGGAUUUCUUAGUAGUACUAGCUUGGGUUCUUCUGAGUUUGGAGGUUGAUAAAUAAAAGUUGCAGAACCUUAAGCUUAUCCAAGCCUUGUUAUAAACAGUGUCAGAGUGAUCAGAUGCUACCGGUUGAGGCUGUCCAAGUUGUAAGCAACCUCAGCCCUCUGGCCCAGCCCUUUCCCUCCCUCCCCAGGGUAAUUGUAACCUGGAAGAAAAACAGUUGCACUUUAGAAUUCUGAUUUGGUGUUGCAUUUGGCUUCAGAGACGUGAAAGUCCAAAAAUAAACAGCUGCUUGGCAACUCCAGUCUCAGCUAAACAGCCUGGCAUUUUCAGUCUUUCUUUGAAUCUGAUAUUGCCUGUGUUAGCGUCUCUUGUGUUACCAGAGGCUUUCUCAUGCUCUGGGUUGUAUGUGUAGACUGUGAAGUAACCCAUCCGCACCCAGCUUCCCUGGCCUCACUUCAUCCACAGGCCCACCUUGGGCUGGGACUAGGGAGAUACCCGUUGGAGGCAAACUUUCCAUUUACCAGGGGUGAAUUAAUUCAAGUCACCGAGCCCCCUCAAGGAAGCCUGUGUUUAAUUCCCCUCUGUAUAAAUGGAAGUUUCAUUAAUUUUCAUCAGUCAUCUAGUGUGUAACAUAACUGCUUCCUGUUUAAGCUACAGAAUAAUAGAUAUCAUCAGGGCCACAUUUGCCCUGCUUUAAGGUGACUGCCCUCAAACCUCAGAGUGCAGCAGAAUCACCUGGGAGGUUGUAAAGAAUGCUGAGACCAGGUCUGCCCCCUACCCUGGACACCGCCACCUUCAUUCACUAGCUCUGGGGUGGGCCCAGGAAUCUGCAUUUUAGCAAUGUUUCCCCUUUCCCCCUAACCAGGGGAUCGGAGGCAGGUGAUCUGCUCACCACCCUUGGACAGAUAGUGCUCUGGAGUCUCUGACUGUCCUUUUCAGGCUGAUUUGUGGCUCACUUUUGGCAUGCCCACUCAGCACGAACUUUACAGUGGCCUUUUUGCUAUUUCUUUGGUUCUUGCCUGGUCAGCCACGGUUUGUAUCUUAUGUUUACAUACCUCGACAGGGAGUGUAAAUCUGCCUACUAUUUCUUAGUCAUUAAUUCCACUUCCCUUGUGGCAUCACCGCUUGCAAUAAUGACAUUCUUAGCUCAGUCUUUGAAGGGGAGAGGUGUGGGGGUGAGCCUUAGAGACCAAGGAAUGACUGUCCCUGUAGAUAAAAUUGUCCCAGCCCUCUGAGGCCCUCCUGAGCUGGCCCAGGCCCAGUCAAGCACCAAUCUGCUUUGUUGUUUAUGUUCUGAAAAUAGAAUGCGUUUUUCAUGGCAGGAGAGAAAUCGAUAUCAUCACAGGAAUCCUCAUCUCUUUAAUGGAGAAUUUUGAGAAAUAGAGGUUUGAGAACCAAGUUACAGAGGCUUAAAUUUUCAGAACCUCUGAUAAGAUUGAAGGGCUGAUGGGGGCUAGUGAGGGGAUGCCACUCUUUAAAGGAAAAGCUCCUAGCUACACAUGCCGUGCUCCCUGACUUCAGUGCCUCGCCUCAGAGCCUGCUGAUACAACUCUUGGCUUCCAAUCCAUUUCCUUCUGAAAUACAUUCAUGUAGGACAUGAACCAACAGGCCAAAGAGGAAGGGAAGAAGAGGCCCAUGGGCCCCAGGCAGAGCUGGCUUGGUUCCCAUGGGGCCCAUUGCAUCAUGGCAACUUGCUGGGGGGUUGUUCUGAGUUGGCCAGGCCCCUCCGUAAAGAGCUGGGGGUCAUUUAAUUAGGGGCUUUGUUUGCAAGAUGGGUGACAUCACCGUGGUGACUGUCGUUGGGCAGAGCCUUUCUGAGUGAAAGCCACUUGGCGAUCCUGGGAGCUUUGGACCGGUGUGGCCUCGGUGGGGCCGUGCCUUGCCCCACACUCUGUCCAUCUCCCAGGCAGGAGCAGGAGCCCUUUACCCUAGCUUCCAGCUGGGCUUGGCUGCCCGCUCCUGCUGCAGGUGGCCUUUGGGCUCCUAGGUAAGAAGAGAUCCCCUGUGUUGCCUCUGACUUCGUGCCCUGCAGCUCCUGUGGAACGUGCCUGGGUAUGAGAUCACACCUUGUGAAUGGCAGGGAAGUUGCCAGCUCGUGUUGCUGGGAUUAGGAUGCAAACUUGUUCUCACUAAGCGAUGCUAAUGCCAUAUUUAUGACUGUGUUUCUUCCCUGCUGCUCAGCCCUCCAGUCCCUCCUUUUGGGACCUCACAUAUGACCUUGUAAAACUUCAUCUGCUUGGAGGGGGGUCCAUCUCACUAGGUUUAGGGACCCUUUCUGAUCCUACAGGAGAUUCUGUUCCCUGUGAUGUUUUCUAUUCAUCCCGACUUUAUUCAUAGCCUUAAAAGUCAGCAGCCUCUGGGCUUAAAUUCUAGCUCCACUUUUUUUUUUUUUUUAAACAAACUAUGUAACUUUGGGAAAUAUUUAUCUUUCCUGGCUUCAAUGUUCUCAUCUGCAAAAUGGGAUUGUAGGUAGGCUUAAAUGAGAAAGUCCACUGGCAUGUGGUUAACACCUAAGGAAUACUAGUUAUUGUUAUUAUUAAGAAUAUUGCCAUUGAUUAAAAAAUGUUGAGACAUCAGGGUCAAAGACAAAGCACUAAGACCUGGCUUAGUGUGGUCCCUGGGGCUGGCAUCACCUGGGACCUUGCUGGAAAUGCAGAAUCCCAGGCUGGAUCCCCAGACCUAUGGAUUCAGAAUCUACACUUUUACAAGAUGCACAGGUGACUCCUAUUUGAGAGGCAUUUCAAGAAUACUCCUUGAAGGCCAGCUUAUAUCAAUGAAUGAGCAUGCAGGGAGAUGGUUGCAGAAGGAGGAGGGCAGGGAUUCUCUUGGUUAGAGCCUCGACAACAUACCACCUGCCCAGACUCUCUGCCACGCCCCCAAGGCUGGUCCUACACUACACAGGUAUCCUCUCGAUAAGACACCAGGAUACCCUGGGGCUGGCCAGAUAUUAAUUUUAACCUGCUUUUGCCACUGUGCAAAUGUGGGGAGGGGGAGGAUAUGUGUAGGGGUGGAGGGGAGCUGAGAGACCUAUGAUAUGAUUUGCUGUGGGCUCAUUACCCCUUAAAUAUGGUUUAUAAUCACUGCCAUUCAGUGAAUACUGUGCGCUGGGGCCUUUACUUACCUAGUUUCCACUCCUCACAACAACCCCUAGAAACAGGAUUUUCUAACCCCAUUUUACAGGUGAGGAAACUGUGACCUGGGAAGUUUGGGCUUGCCUGAGGUUACCCAGCCGAUGACAGUCUGAGCAUGUACUCUUCCACUCUGCAUCCCCCAGCCCUUCCUAGGUCACCAAGCUCUGAACACCCACAGCAGCGAAUGUGGGAGAGGAUGCCCAGCAGGCCGCAGAGCAGGUGGUUUUUGGUGAUUAUUCAAAAAAGGAAAAACCUCCAACCCUCAAGAGGAGGCUGUGCCUGUUGCAUGUAAUGGAAUUAUCUGGGCUGAGUUUGCUUCUGAAACAGGCAGGCACUACAGGGCAGGAUUCACAGGUUCUCCACCAAACCUGCUGCUGCAGAAGGUUUAAACAUUAAACCAUUGGGUGGCCUUAUUUAAAAGCAGACCGUUUUAUAAGGCGCACGGUGCUGUCUAGACUUGGGAACAUUUAUGAAUGUGGCUGUACUGUGAGUCGGGCUCAAACACCUGAGUUCCCUCCUCCUUGCAGGCUCUCUGACUUGUGCAGGAACAAAUGGGAUUUUUGGGGGUGAAGGGUGUGUGAUUUCAGACGUUUGGUAAUCUCUUCCUCCUGGGCCCCUUCCUUACCUCUGUGUUUCUUUGUAGAUGUGAGAAUUGAGGAAAACUGGAGAGGAGUUUUCCUCUGCAAUGCCGGGCAUGUCUGUGCAUUUCUUUGGUAGCCCUGGCCAUGAGGGUAAUUAUGUAAUUACUGGUGUGAGUUUUGCUUAUUGCCCGUACCCUCCCCACCCCACCUCCCACCUUGAGGGCUGGAGCAGUCGCGCUGGCUCCCUCCUGUGUAGCCUGGUACAUGGUAGGUUUUCAAAAAGAACAAGUGGAUGAACAGCCAAAUGUCAUAUAGGCUGAAGUGUGAAUAUCUUGAGGCUGACUUUUGAUUUUAAGUAGAAACAUAUUUGUGCCCUGUUCAGCUGAAUGGUCAAAGGAGGCAGUGUGGCAGCGGGUAGAGAAAUGGUCCUGGGAUUGCUUUUUGGGUUCAAGGUGUUCAUCCUCCUGUCUGGUUUGGACUCAGGAGCCCUGCUGAUAAUGGUGUGUGACCAGCUGAUCUGAUCUUCCUGAUUUCAGGUGAGGUUGCAAUGUGAAGACCCAGGAUGGAGAUGCUCUUGUCCUUUAUGUACUUUGGAAACAUGUCCCUAAGACCUCCAGUGACUGUCCCUUGAGGAGCCAGGAGAAAUUCAAGUUUGCUCUGAAAAAGAAAGGAAGAAAGGAAGUUUGUACUUAUAGAACACUCACUCUGGGUUAAAAAAGACUGACACUUAUUGAGCAGUGACCCCCUGGCCCAGGCGUAUUCUUGAGCACCUGACAUGUAAUCCUCACCAGGACCUCUGAGGCAGGUUGCUAUAAAAUCCAUUCGUAAGGACAAAAUUAAGGAUGAACAAGACAUGGUUCACAUCAGACGAGAGAUUGAGAUCAUGUCAUCUCUCAACCAUCCUCAUAUCAUCAGUAUUUAUGAAGUGUUUGAGAACAAAGAUAAGAUUGUGAUCAUCAUGGAAUAUGCAAGCAAAGGGGAGCUGUACGAUUACAUCAGUGAGCGGCGGCGCCUCAGUGAGAGGGAGACCCGGCACUUCUUCCGGCAGAUCGUCUCCGCCGUGCACUAUUGUCACAAGAACGGUGUGGUCCACCGGGACUUGAAGCUGGAAAAUAUACUGCUCGAUGACAACUGCAAUAUUAAGAUUGCUGACUUUGGGCUUUCCAACCUGUACCAGAAGGAUAAGUUCUUACAAACGUUUUGUGGGAGUCCACUCUAUGCAUCUCCUGAGAUUGUCAAUGGGAGACCUUACCGAGGGCCAGAGGUGGACAGCUGGGCCCUGGGCGUAUUGCUUUACACCCUUGUUUAUGGAACAAUGCCCUUCGAUGGUUUCGAUCACAAAAACCUCAUUCGGCAGAUCAGCAGUGGAGAGUACCGGGAGCCCACGCAGCCCUCAGAUGCUCGAGGACUCAUACGGUGGAUGCUGAUGGUGAACCCCGAUCGCCGGGCCACUAUUGAGGACAUUGCCAACCACUGGUGGGUGAACUGGGGCUAUAAGAGCAGCGUGUGUGACUGCGAUGCCCUCCAUGACUCUGAGUCCCCACUCCUGGCUCGGAUCAUUGACUGGCACCACCGUUCCACAGGGCUGCAGGCUGACACCGAAGCCAAAAUGAAGGGCCUGGUCAAACCCACGACCUCUGAGGUCAUGCUAGAGCGGCAGCGGUCACUGAAGAAAUCCAAGAAAGAGAAUGACUUUGCUCAGUCUGGUCUGGAUGCAGUGCCUGAAAGCCCAUCCAAGUUGAGUUCUAAGAGGCCCAAGGGGAUCCUGAAGAAGCGAAGCAACAGCGAGCAUCGCUCUCACAGCACUGGCUUCAUUGAAGGUGUAGUUGGUCCUGCCUUACCCUCUACUUUCAAGAUGGAGCAGGACUUAUGCAGGACUGGUGUGCUCCUCCCAAGCUCACCAGAGGCAGAGGUGCCGGGAAAACUCAGCCCCAAGCAGUCGGCCACGAUGCCCAAGAAAGGCAUCUUGAAAAAGACCCAGCAGAGAGAAUCAGGUUACUACUCUUCCCCAGAGCGCAGCGAGUCUUCGGAGCUGUUGGACAGUAACGAUGUGAUGGGCAGCAGCGUCCCCUCCCCCAGCCCCCCAGACCCAGCCAGGGUGACCUCCCACAGCCUCUCCUGCCGGAGGAAGGGCAUCUUGAAACACAGCAGCAAAUACUCAGCGGGCGCCAUGGACCCGGCCCUGGUCAGCCCUGAAAUGCCCACACUGGAAUCCCUGUCAGAGCCUGGUGUCCCUGCCGAGGGCCUUUCCCGGAGCUACAGCCGUCCUUCCAGUGUCAUCAGCGAUGACAGCGUGCUGUCCAGCGACUCUUUCGACUUGCUGGAUUUGCAGGAGAAUCGCCCUGCCCGCCAGCGCAUCCGCAGCUGCGUCUCUGCAGAAAACUUCCUCCAGAUCCAGGACUUUGAGGGGCUCCAGAACCGGCCCCGGCCCCAGUACCUGAAGCGGUACCGGAACCGGUUGGCAGACAGCAGCUUCUCCCUCCUCGCAGACAUGGAUGAUGUGACUCAGGUCUACAAGCAAGCGCUAGAGAUCUGCAGCAAGCUCAACUAGCACUCCAGGGCGCCGGGGGCAGGUGGGGGUACGAGGGAGGAAGGGGAGCAAGACUUGGGCUCAUAGGCUGGUUACCUCUUUGCUGGCCAUGACAACAGACUGAAAAAGGAUUGGCACUGUCUCACUUGGCCAAGUUUGCAGCCUUGAGCUAACACUUAAAAGGGAGGGGUGGGCUCUUCUGCCAGUUCUGACAACUGUCAGUCAGAAUUUGGGCCCUAUUUGGCAUUUGCUUUAUGGCACCUCCUAGAGGACCAGCUGUCCAGGAGAGGUGGUGUUGACCGGCACUCAGUGGGUAGAGAGGAAGCAUAUGGGGAGGGAACAUUUCCUUAGAAGUUAUCCAAAUGCUUCUGGAGGAGGGGCAGGAGACACUUGGGCUGUUUGCCUUGGGUGAGCCCGAAGAACUUGCCCCUUUUCUCCUUGCAUUAGCAAGCUAGGUCUGGCUGCAUGGAGCUGGCAAGUAGAUUUCAGCAACUUGAGCUUGAGUUGAUGAUCAAUUAAUAGUGGCUGCCGGUUGUGCUGGUGUGAGUGGCCCACAUCAUGGGGAAGGAGUGCUGUGAUUGACUAGUAAUGGCUACCACGGGAAAGGGAAGGGAAGCAGUAGCACUAAUGCUAUGUAGUUGUCAUCUUUGAUCUGGCUGGGCCCUCGGAAUUGGGUUUAGUCAUGCUGUGGGAUCUAUGUUAACUCUUUCAUCCACUGGUGAGGCAUUUGUUAAUUUGCUACUCAACUUUGAUGAAAGACAGGGCCUUGGUCAGAGAGAGAACACUCUGAACUCUGCUAAGGACAUAGAGUCAGCCCAUGGUGAUUUAGCUCCUUGCUGUUCACCUCCUCUUUCCUGAUGUCUGCCUUGCUCUACAGCACAACCUCUUGAGUGUGGACAGGGAGAAAGAUGAUGGUGUCAGAGGUAAAAACUAUUGUAUAUGACAGGGCACAAGAUGGUCUGUGAUCUUUGCACAGAUGAAUGGAAGUUGAUGUGCACCAACAAGAGGCAACUUGUCACUUUCUUUCUCAAUUUUAACUGGAAUGCUGCCUCUUGGGCUCUCACAUGCAUGGAUGCUUUGAGUUGGACGUGCUACUGUCCAUAGUUUCCAGAGGAUUACCUGGCUCAACCAUUGGCUCUGUUCACCAAUGACAAAUGGUUUCCCCAUCCACUGAGUGUAGCAUCCUCAGAGGUAGACAAGUUUGCUUCUAGGGAGUUAGAUGUAGGUGGGAUAUUGGGAUGAGGAAAGGAAAAUCAGGUAGACGGUGCUUUUUUCCCCCAAAUCUAAGUAUUCUAUGUCAUGGUUUUAAACUUUGACAUGAACUCCUGGGCUUUGGGGGAGAAGAAAGUUCCAUUCAUUUAAAUGAAUAAGGUGUUGAAAGAGUGCAGGGGGUUGGGAGGAAGCAUGUAAGAGAGUGAACAUUUCCUUAGAUGUCACCCAGAUGGUUCUGGGGGAGGUAGAAAAGAGGUGCGGCAGGACUCAUCUUAAAAAGUAAAAAAAAAGAAAAAGAAGAAAAAAAGAAAAAAACAUUAGAUAUGUAAUUUCUAAACACCCGGAUCACAAUGACAAGAUGCCACUCCAACCAUGGGACACCUUCAGGAUUCUAGGUUUGGACUUCCUGGUCUCUUUGGGAUGAUUUCAGAUUCUGCUGGCCAAGGCAAAUUGAACUCAUUUCAAGAUGGCCACCACUGGUAGCCAUGUAGAUAGACAGGAAGACCGGUCUUGGGAACAUCUUUGGAAAAACCAACAAAAAAUAGUUCGUAGAGAGAGAAGAAAAAAUUCACCUUACAGUGCUAAGAAAGUGCAUUAGAAUGGAAUUGCCCUUUCCUUAAGGAGACAGUUUGGUUUCUCCCCUUGCCACCGGCUCUGGUGUUUUGGCUUGUGCAUUCCUUCAGGUUGAGCUGAGCAGUGUGUUAUGGGAAGCUGCUCAGUUUCCUUUCAUUCAAUUCCACCUCCUUCCUGAACUCUAAUAGAGGUUAUAAGGGGAAAAAAAAAAAUCUGUAGAUAGCAAAUUGUGCGUGUGUGGGGGGCGGGGGGGAUGGGGGUGUGGGUGCAUGGAGGGCAACCUGCAACUCUGAGCUCCCUACUUCCUGCCUCAUUUCAUUCUGGCUUUUCUGAAUAGCCUAUGCUGCUGCCCUGCUGGCCCCUUGCGCACGGCAGCUGGCCGUGUCCUUAGCUGUCAGUAUGACUUAAAUCUAGCACCAACCUACUGGUUGAUGUCCUUUUUCCUUUUGCCAAGUGAUUGAGUCUGUUUAGUAUUUUCCAUCAUUCUAGUCUUUAAAUAAAAAUGACACUAUUGAGGAAAGUCAGUCUACUCCCUUCUUCCUCCCCCCAAACACGUGUUCUCUUUCGUCAGGAAACUCAGCCAGUGGACUGUGGCAGAGAAAAUCCUCCACUCAGAGGCAGAGACUCUGAGUUAAGUCAUAGGUGGCCUUAGGCAUCUGCAUUGUUUGUGGUGGUUAAGUUUUCCUUCCAGUGAGGGCUGGAAGGAUGAAUUAGCUGGUCCCUGAAGCCCUGCUUAGCUCUGACACUGCCAACAUCCUCUGAUUCUAGGUGUGAUGUUGACUGUCUUUUCAAGGAAAAACUUGCAAUAGAGGGAAAAGCCGUUAAAGCAGCUCCCUGCUUCAUCAUUAAGUCCUGUCAUCCCUACCAGCCAAUCCCAGUCAAAGAAGUUAUGCUUUAUUCACUUCCGUGGAAUUACAAGUGAGAGACACUUUUAGGACCUGAUGGACAAAGCAGGAGAUUCGCUGUCAGCUUUCCUGGUCCUCUCUUUGCUUCUGUGGGCCUUGCACCGUCUUAGUUUACACAUCUGCCAAAGGGGUAGAAUUACACUUCUUUUUACAGGUAAAUUUCAAGGCACGAUCAGUUUUCAGGAAGUGCUUCAAGACCCCAGGUGAAAUGAAAAUGCUAAGUACCCUCUGAAUUGCCAUCCCUGUUACCAGGUGCUGCUUCUUCAGAUGAUGGGGAGCACUUUUCAGGGUGAAAUUCAGGCGAGUUUUGCCCAGGCCUGCUGUCUUGAGUACAAAUGUGAAUGAUCGACUGACUGCUUGUUGCCAAACUGGAAAUGUUCUGUAGGGAUUUACUGGCAUGGUAUCAUUCCUAGAAGAAAAAAAGAGAGAAACUUGACUGCACAUUAAAAAAAAAAAAAAAAAAAAAAAAAAUUCCACGUUGUGACUUUUAUUUAAUUUUUUUUUUUUUUUUUUUUUGGUAAUAAAAAGUUGACUUUUUUUAUUUGAAUUUGUCUUUUUUAUUUAUUGGUCUGAAAGGCAUUUCAAAGGUAUUAUAAUAAUAUAUUGGUGUAAUUUAAUUGGUGCAACAUGCUUUAUGGCUCCUGUCAAAAUUGGUUUUCACUCAUUUGAUUGAUUUGAGCCCAGAACAGCCUACAGGGGGAAAAAAAGCUGGAUAACUACCCAAAGUGUUUGUAUUUUUAUUGGAAACUGAUUUUUGUUUCAUUUUGGUUUUUGUUUCUGUUUUUAUUUUUAAAUUAAAUAAAUUGCAAUGAACUGAA
Molecule: messenger RNA, 16993 nt
Organism: Cercocebus atys (sooty mangabey)
Lineage: Eukaryota; Metazoa; Chordata; Mammalia; Primates; Cercopithecidae
Gene: NUAK1
Product: NUAK family, SNF1-like kinase, 1
Exons: 7
Coding region: 11809-13506 (565 amino acids)
Biological process (GO): microtubule cytoskeleton organization; protein phosphorylation; intracellular signal transduction
Cellular component (GO): cytoplasm
Molecular function (GO): protein serine/threonine kinase activity; ATP binding; tau-protein kinase activity
Source: RefSeq, a predicted model, not a curated record